UAUAAUCGACGAUUGUGACCAUAAAUCCGAUCGACGCAUCCAAAAUCGUAUCCGAAACAUGCAUAACUUUGCCUCUAAACUCGAACAAUUGGCAAGCCAGCGCAUACGACCAAAUGUUGAAUCAAGACCUGAAAAAAAAAAUCAAAGUAAGCCUUAUCUAUAA
This is a messenger RNA of Racocetra persica, 163 nucleotides long. The record is from the annotation of a GenBank genome assembly. Lineage: Eukaryota; Fungi; Glomeromycota; Glomeromycetes; Diversisporales; Gigasporaceae.